Brassica oleracea var. oleracea is the source of this 708-nucleotide messenger RNA. RefSeq lists its product as uncharacterized. The record is from RefSeq and is a predicted model, not a curated record. Bases 124 to 606 code for a protein of 160 amino acids. Lineage: Eukaryota; Viridiplantae; Streptophyta; Magnoliopsida; Brassicales; Brassicaceae. Gene Ontology annotation, biological process: regulation of DNA-templated transcription. The transcript has a single exon.
AUGUUACAUACAAACAAACCUAGGACCCACUCUUCUCUUUCUCUCUUUCACAUAUUCUAAGUUUGCUAUAUAUGUAAGCUUCUCUCUUUAAACUUUCCUUUGUAACAAGAGUAACUUUUUCAUAUGGAGAGGCAAAUCAUGAACAACAAGAAACGACUAUUCUCUGUUGAACCAACCGAACUAUCCCCUAGUGAAGUUUUCACAAGGAAAUACACAAGCCACUUAGUUCCUGCACUCAAGAAGCUCAACAUGGACAAGAGCCCUUCACCAAUCAACCAACUAACCGUGAAGCAUGAAGUAGACAAGGCUUUGGCUUUGUCUGCUCAAGAAUUUGCAUGGAGCGGUUUCUUGCUACAGAAGCUAUCCUCCUCGAACAAUCCAACCACUACUACAAGUUCUUCUUCCAAUGGAGCUCGUAUUCUAGAAGGAGCCUGUAAAGAAGACGAAGAUGGAGAGAUAGAGGAGAAACUGAGUGAACUACGGAAGCUUUUGCCAGGUGGAGAAGAGAUGAAUGUGGAAGAAAUGUUGAGUGAGAUUGGCAAUUACAUUAAAUGUCUUGAGUUACAGACGAUUGCUCUUAAGUCGAUUGUUCAAGAUACUACUUGAAUUUUAGUUUUAGCCUCUGUAUAAUUUUUAGUUUGUUUUUAUGUUUUGUCUUUAAACUAAAGUCAUCUAUGUCUGUUUUAAUUAUCUCAUUUUCUUUAAGAA